CAGUUCAAUUUUGGAGUAGAUGAUCAACCAUCGGAGGCUUUCGCUCAAGCUUGCAUGCGUCAUAUAGACUUCGAUGACUGGGUUGCGGAACGUGACGAGCCCAUUCAGGACGCCAAAUUCCCGCUCGUGGUGCGAUGGGACGUGACGGCGUUUGACAAGUUCUUCAGGGACUACCGCUGGCGUCAUCCCAGAAAGACACGGCAAGAAUGUGUGCUAGACUUGGUCGCCCAAGGCUUUGCCGACUAUCCUGUUUCCUCCAGCGUUUUCCGCCGUUGUUUCAUGGUAGGCAGCGUUGAGUCGACCCAGGCAGCAGAAGCAUUGCAGCAAACUGGCCGGCCGCUGCUAUCCUUGGCUGCACGGCAGUUGGGCUGGCGGCGGCGGUAUGUCAGAAGCUUCUCUCUGAGAGACGAAAACCCGGAGAGGGAGGGGUGGCAAGUGUUGGUAAAGGAAAUCAUUCGAUGCAAGGCGGACCUUCACGCUUCCGGAUGGCUCGUUGGGACGCUUAGGAAACCCGCGCGGAAGCCUAUCGAUGGUGGUACGGGGAAAAAUUCUGGCGAGGCAAUUUCAGCUCCAAUCCCCACUGACCAGCUCGAGAGCUAUUGA
Molecule: messenger RNA, 603 nt
Organism: Verticillium alfalfae VaMs.102
Lineage: Eukaryota; Fungi; Ascomycota; Sordariomycetes; Glomerellales; Plectosphaerellaceae
Exons: 3
Source: RefSeq, a predicted model, not a curated record